Messenger RNA from Eufriesea mexicana, 8705 nucleotides. RefSeq names its product huntingtin (gene htt). Lineage: Eukaryota; Metazoa; Arthropoda; Insecta; Hymenoptera; Apidae. The coding region runs from base 12 to 8678 and encodes 2888 amino acids. The record is from RefSeq and is a predicted model, not a curated record. The transcript has 16 exons. Gene Ontology annotation, cellular component: nucleus; cytoplasm.
UAUUUGACAAAAUGACAACAUUAAAUAACGUAUUGAAAGCUAUAGAAGCUUUAAAAUCAGCUCAAGAAUCAAACACUAUUCUGUCAGAUUCGAGUGCAAGGAAAGAUAAAUUAACAUGUUGCAUGACAAUAACAGAAGGAAUAUGUUCACCAAGUGUCAAACCAGGAACCAAGUUUCCUCAGGUACUUAGUCUUUCGAUUGAAACUUUAUUGACAUUGUGCAAUGAUGAUGAAUCUGAUAUCAGAAUGGUAGCAGAUGAAACAUUAAAUAAAAUUAUAAGGGCAAUGGCUGAUAGUAAUAUUGUUAAAGUUCAAAUAGAACUUUAUAAUGAAAUAAAAAGAAAUGGACCCGCUAGAACAUUAAGAGCUGCUCUUUGGAGAUUUGGACUUCUUAGUCAUAUGAUUCGUCCUACAAGAGGAAAAGCAUAUGUAUCUAAUUUGAUACCAUGUAUAGUAGCUAUUGCACAUCGUUCUGAGGAAUCUGUAAUAGAAACAUUGUCACAAUCACUACCAUUAAUUAUGAAAGUAUUAGGGCCAUUUAUGACAGACAAUGAUGUCAAGACAUUAUUAAAAGCAUUCUUUGAAAAUGUAUCCUCUGUACAAGCAGCAUUUCGUAGAGCUGCAGCAAAUAUGAUUUUGACAACAUGUCUGAAUUGCAGGAAACCACAGUGUUUUUUAAAUUAUGUACUAAAACAUCUUUUAGGUAUUGUAAUGCCUAUAAAUGAGGAUGAAAGUCGUAUAGCAACUAUUAUUGGUAUAUUUGGUUGUAUAAGAAUAAUUUUACCACAUAUAUGUAAUCAUUCUGAUGUUCAAGAUGAUGAUACAGUUCAGGCAGAUAGUUUGUUACUAAUUUAUGAACUAUGCUUACAUUAUGCAAAAUGGCAUUCUGAUCAUAAUGUUAUAAAUGCAGUUUUGGAAACACUGACUCAAUUUCUAAAGUCACCACCAAAAAUUGUAGUGUCAUUAUUAUUAUCAAGUCAAGGUAUAACACAUAGCAGAAUAGCAUUGAAUCAAAAUGAAAUGACAUUAUCAUUAAGUCAAGCAAGUACAUCUAGCACUGCAACUGCUUGUGGAGAAAACUCUGAUUAUACUUUAAAUUUACUUGAUUCUGAUAUACCUGAAAUAAAUCCAAAGAUAGAAAAGUGGAUAUUGGAUUCUGAAACUAUACCUCCUCUGAUGCAAAAUUUGCAAAUUUCAAAGGAGUGUACAAAUAAUAUUAUAGAAAUGAAAGGAAAAAUUUUAGAAAAUUACAGUGGUUUGAGGAUUGGAGUCAUUGAUAAUGAAACAGUCGAAGAAGGUAGUGAUGUAGGAAGUGAAAUAGAAAAAUCAGAGAAAGUUUAUACAAAUUUACAAAAUGAAGCAAAAGAAGUGGACUGUACUGAAGAAACCGCAUCGUCGAUUGCUUCGCCUAAAAAACUUUCUUUAGAUUUUUCGUUACGGGAAGUAGACGUUGGAACUUUUACAGAUCCUGACAUACCUUUAAAAUUUUGUUGCCGUUAUUUGGUGUCAUCUUUCCUCUUAACUGGCAAUGUUGGUCAUGUAAUACCAGAUAAAUAUUUUCGCGUUAGUGUAAAAUCUCUUGCUUUAACUUGUGUGGCAUAUAUUUUAAAACUUUGUCCGAAUUUGUUUUUAAUGCCUGUUGCCAAAGAAUCAAAUUCUACCGAAAAUGAACAAAUGAUAACGGAUAUCUUAUUGUUUGCAAAUCAUCCAGAUCCUCAAAUUAGGGGUAAUAUAUCAAUUAUUAUUGGUACAUUUCUGAAAUCCAUAUAUACUCAAUAUGGAGGAUCUUUUAAAAAAUUUGAAACAGAAAUGACAAAUAAGAAACAACGUGGGAUUAUAUCGUUAGAAAAUUUGAUUAAAUUACUUUUGAAGGGACUAGAAGAUGAUUCUUCUACUACUUGUCGACAGACAUUAACAGCAUUCAGUUUAUGUCUACCAGAAUUGUUAGAAUCUGUUGAUAAUAAACAUGGAAUAACUGUGUUAACAGCAUUACCUCAGCUAGUAAAGAAUCCAUAUUUUCUGGUAAAAGUUAAAUUAGUGGAAUUAUUGAGUGAGAUAUCAUAUGUUACUAUAGAACAUAUAAGUGGUGGAUCAAUGUUCCAAGAACAUUUUAUCAAUGUUAUUGUAACGCUAUUAGGUGAUCAAGAUCAAAGAAUUAGACACGCAGCAUCAGAUGCUAUUGUAAAGAGUAUUCCUUUAUUACAUUUCCAACAGCCCCAUAAUGACGUCAUUACGCGAAAAGCAGUGCAAUAUACGGAACAAUUUUUGAGUGCAGUAACCAGAAGUUCCGUAGAAUUGUCCUCUUGUCAAGAGAAACAAAAAUUCUUUAUAAAUACAUCUAUACAGCCAUUUGCAGCUUUGAAUUUUCAUAAAAAAAUGAACUAUCAUCCAAAUGUAGAAUAUUCGCUGUCAAUUGUAAUUAACAUGUUGGCAGAGAUUCUUGGAGUACAGUCAUCAAAGUAUUUAGUAUAUGGCUGUUGUGAAGCUUUGUUUCGUUUAAGCGACGUAUAUAGUACUACAGUAUAUAUUAGAGGAUGGGAUUGUGUUUUACCAAAAACAUUGUUAAAAAAAUCUCACAAGAAGAGCGGUAGUCGAUUAGAUAUUAGCGAAUCAAAUUUUACAAGCGACAUGAUGCCAUCAUCUGUGAGCAACGGUCUUUUAUCUUUAGCCUUACCUUUGCUAUCGUCAUCCCCUAUAAGCUUAGACUUAUCAACGCAUAAACAUUUAGUACUUCUUGCUGGCAAUCUUGCAUCUGGUCUAGCGUUUUGCAAUUUUAAACCCAGCGACCCAACUAAAACUUGGUGGGGCACAUUUAAGGACAAACAAGUAGAACUGUUGUUAAUUCAUAUUACGAGAGUGUUAAAUAUAUUUGUUCAUAUAAUUGACGAUGUACAAUUAACACAAACUAGUACAAAACCGACGUUAUCGUCUUUGUCAUCUACGCAAACGUUAUCCCCAAAGAAGAAAAUAAUGCCUGAGUCGAAGUUGAAAGAAAAAGGAGAAAAAAUUGGAGGCAUGAAAUUUGGAAAAGAGCAAAUGGGCGCAUUUGUUUCAAUACCGCAUUAUAUGAAAAUGUACGAAAUUCUUAAAGCAGCACAUUUGAAUUAUUUAGCUACUCUUGAACCACACGCCAGUGAAAUGUAUUUGUCCCUGUUAAAUGCAAUUUUAGAUGUUCUUUCACAAAUUCUUGAAAUCAUAUCUGUUAAUGAAGCAGCUCAAAUCGCAGAAGAAAUUCUAUAUUAUUUACAAAGCACUGUCACACUUUCACCAACUUCAACUGUUCAAUGUGUUCAACAAUUACUGAAGUGUUUAUUCAGUACAAAUGUAUAUGCACAGUGGAGUGAAUUAGAUAUACAAAAAAAGUCGGACAGAAUAACGGUAUUAUGGGAUGACAUUAAAGGAUUCUAUAAUCACUGUUUUCAAAGUCCUGCAAGGCAAAUGGCAGAUACCAUAAAAUCUAUGGGAAACAAUUGUAGAGGUGAAAAUGAACCAGAUACCGGGUGGGUGGGUUUGUUACGUAGAAAAGGUGACAGAAAAUUCUCUUCUAUUUUUAAGAAUUUAUCGCGAUCCUCCGAUCAAAAAACCUCUGUGGUUUCGUAUAUUCGUCUCUUUGAGCCAAUGGUUAUAAAAUCCUUGAAACAAUAUACUAUAACAAGUAGUGUGUCGCUACAAUGUCAAGUAUUAAUGCUGCUCAGUCAGCUAGUACAAUUAAAAGUUAAUUAUUGUUUGCUGGAUUCUGAAAGAAUAUUCAUUGGAUUUGUAUUAAAACAGUUUGAGUCUAUUGAAGAAGGGCAUGUACAAAAAACGGAAGAUUUAUUGCCAAAGAUUUUCAAUUUUUUGGUUCAUUUGUCGUACGCUAAAAAUCACUCGAAAGCAAUAAUAGGAAUUCCAAAGAUAAUCCAGUUAUGCGAUGGACUUAUGGCAAGUGGUCAACCAGCGAUUACGCAUUGUAUACCGGCUCUUGCUCCGGUUGUAGAAGAUGUAUUUUUAAUUAGAAAUGCAAGUUCAAACCCAACAGAGCAAAGAGAGCUUGAGACGACUAGGGAAGUCCUGAUUUCAAUGCUUCUACGUCUUGUGGAGUAUUACCAAAUUAUUGAGCUUUUGGCAUUAUGUUUAACGGAGUCUAGAUUCAGUGGUGACGGUAACGGGGAGGAAAAAUGGAGAAGAUGGUCCAGAUUGACAAUGGAUUCUGUUCUUCCUAUGUUAGCGGCAGGAAAAGUUCGAAUAGAAUCGGAGAAAGCUCACGUAGCUCUAGUUAAAUUAUUCGCAGCUAUUUCUCCUACGGUCUUUAGACCGGUUGAUCCUCUUUUAAAGGUACUACUUGUUAGACCUGAUUCUUUAGAGACUUCGAAUUUGAGACUGAAACGAUGGUUAGGAGUGAUAAAUGUUGUCUUGCUAUCUUUGAUUGCGUGCUCAAAGGAAGAAGCAAUGCUUGCACGACUUUCCGAUUUGAGUAUGAAUAUGACCGAAUUAUUGCAAUCGUUUCUUCUUCCAAAAUCCUCUUCGCGCACCACGGAUCCUUUAAAUGUUUUGGAUAGUCAAUCUGCUGAAAUACCACCAGAAAGAAUAUUAGCUAGAUUUAUAUUUAACGUUAUUAAUUUAGUAGGUUGCAAAGUUUACAAUCUACUUGGAUUGGUCAAUCAUAAGCUUAGUGAACCAUAUAUUGCAUUUUCCGAAUCAAUGGAAAGCGACUAUUACUUGAUCCAUCAGUUUGCAUUCUUUCUACAGUUAUGUAUUCACAUGUUUGAAUCUGGAAGUCACUGCAAAGUCGCAAAUGCUGUUAUACAAAUGAUACAAGGGCGUAAUGUUCUCGAAGAAGAAAAACUGCCAAUCGCCGAUUUAAACUAUCUGAUGUUAAACAUCGGAAACAAGUGCCCAACGUUAACUUGCCAGUGGGCCUAUCUAAUGACUUUAUUAGGAUACAAUGAAAUGACCUUUUGGUCCAAAAUACUGGGAACCCGUCGAACGGAAUACAUCGUACAUUGUUCUACGAACAAAGAAGAGGACAUUGAUCAUGCCAGCAGCAUUAAUAUUCAAAUUAUUAGGAAAAGUGGUAUUAUAUUGUUUUGCGAUUACGUGUGUGAGAAUCUGUGUGAUGCGGAACCUUUAACAUGGUUAUUAGUUAAUCAUACAGAAGAGACAGUAAAUAGUGCGAUCGAAUCUCCUGUCAGAGAUCUAUUAACUGUAGCUAUACACAGAAAUUCUGCAGCCAGUGGAUUAUUGGUACAAGCGAUUGCAACCAAAUGCACUGAUUUGUCUCGACCUAGUUUUGUUAAGCGAAUUUUACAGUGCAUAGAAGGUGCUCAUCAUUCACAAAGUGGCGCCGUUUUACUGACACUGAUACCGAGAUUAUUGUCCACCAAGUACCUCGCUUUGUCCAGAAUGGCAGCGAAAAUAGCUAGUCGAAGAGUAGAAAUUUUAUUGACCAUGUCCGCGACAGAUGUGUCGAAGCAGUUGUCGAAAGAUGACUUCAUCAAGAUUAUGGAGACACUGCAGCUGACUAAGCUCGCGAAGAAACACGGUGGAUUAGUUAGUUUGUUGAACAAAUUAGGAGUACAGUACUAUGACUUGUCCCCUCUAGAGCUCGACCAAUGUAGACCGUUUAAUCCAACCUCUGUGAAAAGUAUUCAACUAGAUCGCAAUUGGUUUUUGUCUCAAGUAAAAUUACGAUGUUGUAAUACAAAUGCUAAUUGUAAUCUGUCGGAAGCAGCGCAGUUACUAAGAGUUUUAGAUUUCGAAGAUUGUCUCGGUAUUCUGUCUUCCAAAGAGUUUAAUAUUGCGAUAUUGAAGCCUUGCAUAGUAUUGGGCGUACGAAUGAGUGUCGAGUCGUGCCAAAAAUUAGAAUUCGGUGUAGCACAGAACGAAAAGGAUUUUAAUUUCGAGGCUAGCCCGUUGUAUAGUGCCGCAAAACAAUGUUUAUUGGAGCACAUUCAUUAUGUUACCGAUUUAAUGCCAAAACCGCAUUAUAUUUACAAUCCAGCGCAAUUCAAUAGCAAUUCGAAGGAGUUGAAGUAUACGCAUCGGUUCAAUGAACUUCUAGAUGAACCAAUAUAUUGGGAUGUACUUUUCAUGUUAAUACCAGCUGUAAAGAUAUAUAUGAAAACAUUGUCAAAACUAGCCAAAUAUAAUUUAACGAAAAUUGACAAGAACUCGGAAGAGGAUUUGGCCAAAUUUUCAGUACUUUGCUUAGAAUUAACGCACUGGAUGCUCCAUUGUGACAAGACAAAAGUGAAAAAAUUAAAACCAAGGAACAUGGAUCUAGCAUUAAGUUGCUCAUCGGAGAUUUUAAAACAUCCUGGUCCUAAUAAAAUUUUGGGGGAAAACGCAAGAUAUUCGUGGGUUUGUAGUAGUGCCGCUUCAUUAACGACGAUAGUAGAAUACCUUUUAACGACAGUUGACGCCUUGCCGGUUAUAGAUACGCGUGCUUUAGAGCCAGCCCUGGAAGACGAGAACACAAAGGAUUUUGCUCAUGCUUGCAUACGGAUGGCCAAUUUAAUCGUUUGGUUGGAACAGUGUCAAAACGAACAAUCGUCGAAAAAUAUUCCACGUUAUUUGUUCAACACGAUACAAGAUCUGAUUGUAAGCAUCAGUCGUCAACCAUUAGUAAAUUCUUUUAUUUUAACUCCGCCAUUAGUUUGGAAGCAAAAUUGGAAUGUUAUUGGUACUGGACCAACUAAAUGUCACUUUCCGUUAUUACCAUCGGAAUCGAAUCUUCUUCAAGAGGUGGAAAUCUUGGAGCAGUUUAUCUACAGGAUAAACCUGUUAGGCUGGGUUUCUCGAUUGCAGUUCGAAGAAAUAUGGAUGGCCCUCUUAGGAGUGCUUAAUCUCUCGCAGAACGAAAACGUACCAACAGAAGAUAUUCCCGUGUUAAUUCAAGCGAGCAGUUUGGCUGUGCAGGCUAUAACAAAAUUAUUGUUACAAACUUUGCUUCUUCCUUAUCCCGGUAAUCCAAGGGCAAGCACUGUGAUCCAUUAUCCGAGAGAUCCUCAGCUCUCCGUUCAUAAAAUUAGCUCGCAAAAAUUGUAUGGAACGCAGGAUUUACUCACAUGGAAAUACGAGACUAUGAACGAUACGGGUACUAUUGGUGGUUUAAACAUGGACCAUAUCUUUCAUCGAGGAAACGUGGAAAGGGUUGCAAAUGUGAACGAAUACUCUUACAGUCAACUGUCCGUUUCUUAUUUGUGGUCACUGUGUAAUUUGUACGAGGACAAAUUGAAUGCCUCCGUUCUCAACUUGAAGAAUAGAAGGAACGACGCAUUAAUGUCUGCGUCCCUCGAUUUGGAUUCGUGUCUUCGUUUUCUAGUAGAACUUUAUACAUCUUGGAUGUCUCCACAAGCCAACACACCUAUACAAUUACUUACAGAGAUUGUCAAGUCUAUUCUAGCAAUAUCGGAAUUGUUCGUUGAAAGAGGCCAGUAUCAGUGGAUGUUGGACAUGUGUUUAGAAAUAUCGAGGAUUUAUCCAACAGAGAACGUCAUUUUACAUCAAUAUUUAAUAGUUUCCGUUUGCAAAGCAGCCGCGGUACUAACACCGUUGGAUUUUGAGACAUUAGACAAAGUUAAGCGGUUAGUAGAGGCAAAUCUUAAAUCGAGCUUCUUACCUGCAAAGGUAUCUGCCCUUCAUGGCUCGUUGUACCUGUUGCAAAGUGCUGUGCUUGCAAAUUGUGAAGAGACAAUGAAUAUUAUACAUCCAUUAGCAAUAGAAUAUAUACAGAAGCAUCUGGAUGCGCAAGAUUUGAACAACUUGUUAAAUCAAAGCGAAGAGCAUCAAGGUGUGACAUGGGCUCUGGUAUUUUUUUUACUCGAGCAUGCAGAAAACGCACCAUCAGAUACGGAGGCACCAGCUGUUUUAGAAUUAGUUCUUACUUUACUUACGUCGCAAAAUAUUUCUUGUAGUUUACAUCAAACGCUUCUACAGGGACUCGAGCGACUCGUAGCAACUAAAAGUGUGAUUGGAAAGGUAGCCGAGCAGAUAGUAAAAGUUGCGAUCGAUCGCUUAAAACAACCUAGUCCUAUGUUAUCGUUGCCCGCGUUGCAAUUGUUACUGACGUGUAUGUAUACGGAAGCAGCCGAUAGAUUGAAUCAACCAGAAACAGAAGAGCCGUUACCGGAUGUUGAACCAGAAGCACUGGUUCGAUCCAUUGAACGCAUUUCUGCAAUUUUUGAUAAAAUCAGGAAAGGGCACUCUAUGGAAGUAGAACUUCUGUGUACAGUUUUGUCCGGUGUACUUGGAGAUUUCUUUCCACCGUCAGAAAUCUUGACUAAAGUUAUAGGAGAAUUUUUGUCGCCGCAACAACCCCAUCCACGAUUACUUUCCGCCGUUGUUUUUAAAGUUUGCGAAAGAGCGUGCACUUGCGCGCAAAUGGAACUUCUUCAAGACUGGGUCGUGUUUAGUUUGCCAAAUUUUAUUCAAAGUUUGCCAGUUACAAUGUCAACCUGGUGCUUGUCUUGCUUUUUUAUUAGCGCAUCCACAAAUCAUUGGCUAAGAGCUUUAUUUCCUUAUAUUCAAUCAAGAAUUGGCAAAUACGAAUACGAGGAUAAAAAGAUAUUGUGCAUCGCUGCUUCUGAUUUCUAUCAUAAGUUGUCUAAGGAAACCCAGAGGAAAGCUUUUGUGGAAACUUUCGAAGCAGCAGCAAAGGAACCUGGAACUCCGUUUAGUGACAUUUUAGCGUCCUUUUAGCUAGUCUUAUUAUUGAUCAUCGCGAUA